This is a messenger RNA of Tripterygium wilfordii, 9911 nucleotides long. RefSeq lists its product as uncharacterized. NCBI's taxonomy places the organism in Eukaryota, Viridiplantae, Streptophyta, Magnoliopsida, Celastrales, Celastraceae. The coding region runs from base 179 to 9670 and encodes 3163 amino acids. Gene Ontology annotation, biological process: protein targeting to vacuole; protein retention in Golgi apparatus. The record is from RefSeq and is a predicted model, not a curated record. The transcript has 36 exons. Gene Ontology annotation, cellular component: extrinsic component of membrane.
UAACUUUCCCGCUCUUGCACUUAAUCUCUUUAUCUCUUUUAGGAAAUCCUCUUCAUAGAUUUCCAAUUUCGUUAGGGUUUUGUUUGUCGAGCGAGAUCUCCGAUCAGAAUCUACGAAUGUUAACCUUACGAUAGCGCACACCACAUGUUCCCUAGAUUGGAAGCUGCUAAUUCUGAACAUGGUAUUCAACAUAAUUCACUCCGCCGUCUAUCGGAGACUCGUGUCUCUGCUGCAGCCGUUGCUGGAAGAGGAGCCGGAGCUUGAAUUGAACCUAGGGUUUAUUAAUUCUUAUGCGACUGCCAGGAAUCUGAGGUUCAACACUUCAGCUCUCAACGGCCUCUUCGAGGAGCCUGCUCGAUUCUCCCUGGUAGAACUCACUGUCGAGGAAUUUACCGUUCACUUCUCUAACUGGUCUUUCCCUGCCUUUUCAAUUGAUGUCGUCGGCGUUAAUGUCACGAUAGAAGCUGUGGAGUCAUCGAAGGAGGAGAGAAGGGAAAGGAACUCAAGUGAUGCUGCGGAUUUGAUGAAGAAGACUCUCAGCGAGAUUGAUCCCGAGGGUGGGUUGCUGCAUGACAUUCUUGAAAGGAUCUUGGCUACUGGCACUACAAAAAAUUGGUUCAAAACCUCUUUUUGGACUCUUAUUCUUAACCAUUGCUAUUUACAGAUGCUGAAUAUUACUAUUAAAAUGCGGUUCCCCAUAGAUGAAUCGUCUGCGUGUUUCUGGGAUAUUAAGGAGCUUAAAGCAAAGUCCCAGGAUUUUGCGAAUGGAUGUCUUUUUGGAGGUCUUGCUGCUUCCCUUUUCCUGCCUUUGAAAGAGAGUUUGUUCGUUAUAGACUGUACUGGUUUUGAAUUUGGCUAUGCAAAGAAAAAUUACAUGAAACAUGUGCUGGCUUCAAGGGAUCUGUUCACUUGCAUUAAGUUGAAUGAUCUUCAACCUGGAAAUUAUGGUCUUCACGUGCCAGAGUUGGACUUGUCUUUUUCUCCAGAGGAUCUUUCUGUUUUGACGUCAUUUGUUAAACUAACAUCCAAAGAAGUCAAGUUUGCUAGAAGUGGGAGACAGCUAUGGAAGCUAGCUGCAAACAGAAUGGGCUGUGUUACCAGAUUGACGUUGCAUAAAUUAGUUGGUAUGAUUUGUCUAUGGUUACGCUAUGUUCAUGCUUACCAGGAUUUACUAUCACUUGUUGGUUAUUCUUCGGUACCCUUGUUACAAAAAUCGACUGUUAAGAUGUCACGUGACAGAAAGAAUUUCAGUGCUGCCAAACAUAAAUGGGAUGUGUUUUCUAAUAUUGAGAAAGAGCUGCCUGCUGAAUCUAUUGCACAGGCACGGCGAGUAGCAAGACAUAGAGCUGUGACGAAUAUUCAAAAUAACGAGGACAACUAUGAGGAAUUCAUUUCCAAGAGCUACUUCGAAGUUAUCUGCACAAUCCUUCUGCCACUAGUAUAUAUGUGGAAAGUUAUUUGCCUAGUAUUCCGCUCAAUUUUGCGCUGUAUACUUUCAAAAAUAUAUUCUGCUCAAGAGCCGAAAUUUGGUAAAUUAUUUGGAGUCUUUUCCGAGUCAUGUCAACAACAUUGCUUUUUGAACCUCGGUAGAUUUUCAAUCACCCUAUCCCCUCCAAACACAGGUCAGAAUGCCAAUGAAGAAGUGAGGUCACAUACUCAGAUCUCAGAUUCCAGUUUCUUUUCGUUCCGCCUUUCAAUUGAUCCAAUAAUGUUAACAUAUGUUGAAGAAAAUUUCGAACAGUCCCUAUCUAUUUCCUUUGGGCAAAUGAAUGUUAGUUCUUCUUCUGUUACGGAAGCUUUUAACUUGGAGAGCGGUUCCAAGAAGAGACAACAGAAAAGGAGAGGCAACAAUUUUAAAACCAUUUUAUGGGGUGAGCCUGCAGAAAGGUUUCCUUCACAAACUAGUGAAGGUAAUGGCGCUGGUCAUUCUGAAGGUACUCAUGUCCCCUUUCUUAAAGAUAAUCUGGAAGAUAUGUGGCUGAGAUGGGAAAGAGCUUGCUUAAAAUUAAAAAAUAGUGGCAUGGAGUAUUCUGUUCUUCCAUUCUUUCUCUGUGAGGUUAAAAACUCUUUGACCCAUCCCGAAUUUGACAAUACAGAUUCUGGCUUUUGCAAAUGCAUUUUGACUCUGGGGAAAUUAAAUUUAGCUUUGGAACGUUCAUCAAUACUAUCAAUUGCUCUUCUUGCUGGGCAGAUACAGCAUUCUCUAGAUUGGACUAAGUGUUAUGGUAGGGCAAGUGUUCUUUCACAUCCUCCUCAAUCCCCUGAGGAUCAGAAAGGAAUCGGUUGGGAUAUGCAACACGACCUAUAUGCCAAUCAAAUGAAGAUGGCUUUUCUUAGAAUGCUUCCUGAGAAACAUAUUCAAUUUUGCAUGUUCGUGGUUGGUCCCUGCAUCCAAAUGUCAAUGGGAAAGGCUAGGUUUAGUGGUGGGAAUGAAGACGAGAAUAAUGUAAUCCAUCAGAGUGAUUUUCACCUUGUAUUUGAUGUCCACAAUGUCGAAGUUGUUAUUCAACCCACUUCAAAAUCUGGUUUUAAAUCGUCUAUUGGGUCCAGGGAAUAUUAUGAUGCUGGAUCAGAUUGUUUCAGGUUGCAAGAACCAGAGAUAAUUCAUAUUCCUAAAUCAGACAAUGAAAAAUACUCAUCUCAGGGGUGGAUUUCACUUUUGUUUUACCUAAGAACCAAUGGUUUAGAUGCUUACAGUGGGGUUUCAGCUGAUAGAAGACAGAGCCAUUUUUUUGAAAUGAAGCCAUUAAGCAUCCAGUUGUCAUCCUUCAGGGAGUAUGCACAUUCGUUUUGCUCAACUGUUAUUGCUUAUUCAGCUGCUUUGUUUGGAACGGCUAUGGGAUUCACUUUUAUAUCAUAUAUGGAUGAGUUGUAUGGUUCCCUUCAGGUGGUUGCGGGUUUAUUUUCUGAUACUUUUGAUGCUCUUCAUAAGUUUGAUUCAACUGGUUAUGUACCCUCUGAAGAGUUAACAAGACCAAGUAUGUUCACAGAACCUGCCAAGGACGAGAGGAGCGCCAUAAAAGAACCCUUGAUCAGUCAUAGCACACUUUUUUCUAUCAAUGGCAGCUUGAAGCUCAAGUCAGCAGAUGUAAUUCUUCAUAAGUCAAAAAUAAGCAUAAAGGUGGAACGUACGGAAGAUUAUGAUGCAUUGACUGGGAAAAACUUGGUGGCUGGGGAUGAUUGGCCUAGCUGUGGAAUGUGGGUUUCUGUGGAACAAACAUGUGCUGAGUUAUCUAUAGGAGAAGGGAAAAUGGAAAUUCUGCUUCAUUCUUCGGGAAUUCAGUCUGUAAUUUUUAGAGAUGAGGACCAUAUGGGAAAGAGUUUUGAUCACUCCGUGAUAAAAGUUUUGCUGCGGCAGUCCCAUAAUUGCUUGUAUGAAAUAUCUCUUUCUUGUUGCACCAUUACUGUGUCUGCAUGUUUGGUUUCCCCUCCUAAUGUCUCAUCAUCUGGGAGUUUGAGCAACAUACUUGGUAUUUCAACUUCUCAGGGUAGUACAUCAGAUGUGGUGGAGAAUUUCCCUUUGAUAACUCAAUCUGAAAAUUCGCCAGCUCUGUUGUCUAGCUUUGUUCAUCAGAUAGGAUUUGCCUCCAAUACCUCGUCACUAGCUACAGAUUACUGGAUGCUUGUUAAUGUUACAUUGGGUGAAGUUUUCGCGGCAAGCUGCUUGCUAAAAAAUGUUCUGCUUGGAGCACAUCAAACUAAUAAGCUUCUGUCAUCACUUUCUGUUAGGCGGAAUUUUCAGUCAAUCUCAUGGCAAAUCAAGGGUGGUUUUCUUUUCCUUGAAGUCACAGCUUUGGCAAUAUUCCGUCAAUUUUUGACCGCCUAUCUUCUCCGAAUAACAGAUCUUUUAUCUGCAGUAAGAUCAGCUGCUAAACACACUCAAAAAACUGGUGGUCAGGGCCAAGAGGCAUUAAAUAAAACUGGCCAAGCCACUUGGGAACUCCUUGAAAAUUUAAAUGUGGAUGUAUCUCAAUUUUCCUUUGUGCUACUUGGACAAGGAGAAUCUGGUGGUGUUGUUGAACUUGUGGCUGAGGUAGAUGGUCACAUUAAUCUAGAAUCAACUGAAGUGGGCAGGAAAUUUAUAUUUGACCUUUCUCGCUUGUCAAUAUGUUCUCAAGCCCUCCCAGAAGAAGUGGGAGUUGAGAUUCAAAUGCCACAAUUUUCUUCUGUUGCAUCCAAUGAAUUGUCACCUCAUUCUGCAUCUGGAGUUAAAGAUAGGAGUGAAGUAGUUAAUGAUGGAAGUUCCACAGGUCAUGAAGAAAAAUAUCCUCUGAAAAACUGUACUUCUGAGGUCUCUCACUCAAGUGAUCGGAAUCAUCUCUUGAAACAUUUGGGUGCAUCCAUAGUCGUUGAGCAACCCAAGAGUGAUCAUCUGGUCAUAAAUCAGGUUUGGGUUGGCAGUGGUUCUGUCUCAGGUUUUGACACGAUUCUUUCUCUGUCUGAAAUACGGAUGUUUUUGUCCAUCGUUUCCUUUUUCGCCAAGGCUUCUGGCAAAGAUAAUACCAGUCAAGUGAAAAAACGACAGUUGCCUAGUAACGAAAGAAUUGACAGUUCAAAAGAUGUAGUUCCUAAUGGAGCACUUGUUGUGAUUCAAGAUGUGCACCAACACAUGUACUUUACAGUUGAAGGUGAAGCAAAUAACUAUAGUCUGGUUGGUUCUGUUCACUAUUCUCUUGCGGGGGAAAAGGCUCUUUUCAGGGUCAAGCAUCACACUCAAAGGAUAUGGAAGUCCUCAGUUUUGUGGUUCUCCUUGUCGUCAUUGUAUGCUAAGAGUGCUUCUGGUGAGCCACUGCGAUUGAACUGUCAUCCAGGAUCAGGCUUUCUUUACAUUUCUGGCACUGAUGACAGUGGCCGGUCACUUUGGAGGAUUCUUUCCUGUGAGACUGAAGGUUACAAGGGUGAUAUCAACUGGGAGCCAUACAACCAAUGGAUUAAAGACACUUUCUACCUCGUUAACAAGAAGAAUGAUUGUGCCGUUGCUUUUGUAGAUGGGAUUCCGGAGUUUGUUAAGAAGCCUGGGCACCCUUUCAAGUUUAAAGUGUUUAAUGACCUUACUCAGUUUCAUGAUCUUGUAAUGCCAUGUAGGCAUUCUGCUAGGGCUUCUCGAACAGGCAUGCAUUUCAGUGGUGAGAAUGAAGACAGGAACUCUGGACAGAUGGGAACUCUCCUUUGUGUUGAGAUUUCCAUUGACAAUGUUGCUCUAACUAUUGUUGAUGAGUUUUCAGAUACAAGGGAGAGGUUUCCUCUCCUUCGUGGUUCCAUCAGUGAUAUACAACUUCAUGUUCAAAUCCUCUCUACUAAAACCAGGAUUGUAAGCACAUCAAGGGUUUUGCUCAAUUAUUUUGAUUCCCAGAUAAACAUGUGGAGAGAACUUGUUCACCCAGUUGAAUUCUGUUUAUUCUACCGUUAUAGAUUCCAAGUUCAUGGUUCACAAGUUGAUUUGCGUGGAGUACCAUUACACUUUUAUUGCAGGAGUAAAGGGCUGGACAUAUCAAUAACUGAGCUUUCGUUGGACGUACUUCUCUUCACUAUUGGGAAAUUAAAUUUGGCUGGUCCAUUUUCAGUGAAAAGCUCCAAGAUUCUGGCUAAUUGCUGCAAGGUGGAAAAUCAGUCAGGCCUUAACCUUCUUUGUUAUAUUGAUGAUAAGCAAAGCGUAACAAUAUCCAGAAACCAGUCCGCUUCAAUAUCUUUAAGGAACUCAGUUUCAGCAAAACGACCUGAAGACACCACAUCAGCUGUGAUGAUCAAACUUUCUGACCUUGGAUCUCUUUCUACUUCUGCAAUCCAACUUUCUCUUUUAGAAGCUCGGGCACUUGCAUGGAGAACACGCAUAAUGUCACUUCAGGGUUCAGGAACGUAUCCUGGGCCAUUUGUUGUGGUUGACAUUUUAAGGAAAUAUGAGGAUGUUUUGUCAAUUGUGGUUUCUCCUCUAAUAAGAAUACAUAAUGAAACCAAAUUUUCAAUGGAGCUGAGAUUUCGAAGACCUGAACAAAAUGGAGAUGCUGUUGCAUCUGUGUCCCUGAAAGCUGGGGAUACGAUUGAUGAUUCCAUGGCAACAUUUGGUGCAAUUGGUUUGUCAGGAGGAUUAAAGAAGGCGUUGUUGUCUUUAAGUGUUGGUAACUUCUUGUUUUCCUUUAGACCUGAAAUUAAGGAUGGCUUAUUCAAUUCAGUGGAAUGGUCUGAUGAACUUAAAGGUGGAAAGGCUGUUCGUAUAUCUGGAAUUCUUGAUAAACUAAGCUAUGAAGUUCGAAGGGCUUUAUCUGGUGAAUCUGUGAAACAUUCAUUGAGCACAGCGCAUUGUACCCUAAAAUCUAAAGCUGGAAAUGACACAAACAUGCAUUUUCUGAUUCAGAGCACUCAGAGAAAUGUGCCUAUGGUGCAACCUGAUAAGUCUGGCAAUAGGAUUGAAAGUUCACCGAUUGCAUUACAAGAGCAAAGGGAAAUUUUUCUUCUUCCAACAGUACGUGUGUCCAAUUUGUUGCGCUCAGAUAUAUAUGUGGUUCUUACUGAGACAGAUGUGUCGGCCACAAUUUCCAGUGAUGAUGCUAGGAAUCAGGCUGUCAUGGCAUAUGGAUCAACUGUUGAUUUUUAUGCUAAUCCUGCCAUGCUGUAUUUCACUGUUACUCUAACUGCUUUUAGUUCAAGCUGUAAACCAGUGAGCAGUGGUGAUUGGGUCAAGAAGUUGGGUAAACGCAAAAGUGAUGUCAGCUAUUUGGAUAUUGAUCUAGAUUUUGGUGGUGGAAAGUAUUUUGCUUCUUUAAGAUUGUCUCGUGGGGAAAGGGGCUUACUUGAGGCUGCUAUCUAUACACCAUACUCCUUAAAGAAUGAAACUGAUCUAUUCCUGUAUAUCUUUGCACCUAAUCAAAGGCCCCUAUCUAGGGAUGAGGCAGAGAAAAUUGGUUCUAGCAUUCCUCCUGAGCUGGGGUUAUAUUUACCCCCCGAGUCGGCUAGAACAUGGUUCUUAAAAUCCCACAAGGUACUGCUCAAACUCUUGGAUGACCGUGCAUUUGAAACAAGAUUAGACUUGGAUGCUCUGUCAGGUCUCACAGAGAUUAGCUUAGAAAUAGAUGAAGGAUCUGAAGGUAGAUACGUUACAAAACUUGGCAUGUCUCUGGAGCCAAUAUUAAGUAAAGUGAUGGUGCCUUCGCAAACAGUAACUAUGGUCCCAAGGCAUGUUGUACUCAACGAGUCAGUGGAAAGCAUCAUUGUUCGUCAAUGUUAUUUGCAGGAUGAAAUGUCAAGCAUGAUAUCCAUUGGCAGUAAACAGGGAAAAACACUGCGGCUUCAAGAUGGAAUUAACAAGAGGAGAGAAUUCAGUUUAUUUGAGAAUCUUAUUAGAAAGCAUAGAAAUGAUGGUGAUAGUUCCCUAAUAUACAUACAAUUUCGAUGGAAUGAGUCUGACUUUGGUUGGUCAGGGCCAGUUUGCAUUGCUUCGUUGGGCCAUUUUUUCUUGAAAUUCAGAAGACAACCAAAUGAAAUGAAAGCAUUAGAGAGUAGCAAAACAGAAUUUGCUGCCGUGCAUGUGGUAGAAGAAGGUUCCACACUUGUUGUGCACUUCCACAAACCGCCAAAUAUCAGUCUACCUUACAGAAUUGAGAAUCACCUGAAUGAUGUCUCUCUCACAUUUUAUCAAAAGGAUUCAGCAGAGCAGGAGGUGCUUAGGUCGGGAAAUACAGUAUUCUAUGCCUGGGAUGAUAUGAAUCUUCCACGUAAAUUGGUUGUCCUAAUUAAUGGUAUGAACUUCUUACGUGAAAUUAACUUGGAUAAGGUGCGGUCCUGGAAAUCCUUCCUGAAACGUAAUCAGAAGCUGGGGAUAGCAUCACAUUUACUUCUGGAAAAGAAAGUCAGAGACCACGGUACAAACCAAUUUGACAGCUCAAAUGUGGCAAGGGUAGGUUAUGAAGUAUAUGCAGAAGGUACCACACGAGUUUUACGAAUUUGUGAGUUUUCAGAUAUUCAAAAAGGAGAUAAAGGCUUUCAAUCUUUUGCAAAGUUUGAACUGAGGGUACCACAUCUUGGAUUCCACCUGCUUGAACAUGCAAAGCAGGAUGCCAAUGAGUCUGAAGAAUCAUACUAUGCACCAAUUGUUAGUGCUAGGCUCGGAGAUAUCACUCUGGAUUCCUUGUUCACUGAUCAUCAGAUAUAUAACAAGAUUGAUGUGGAGUCAAUAAAUAUAAAUCCAAAAUGGAAAGGAGCUCCCUUUGCAUCGAUGCUUCGAAGACGUCAAUUAGACAGCAACAAUUCUAAUGCUUGCAUGCUGAAAUUUGUCUUUAUUUUACUCUCAACCAACUCCAAUGUCAGACAAGUUAAAUUCUCAUCCAUUGCUCUGCAGCCAGUUGAUUUGAACCUUGAUGAGGAAACUCUAAUGAAGAUUGCUUCGUUUUGGAGAACAUCACUGGGGGACUCAAAUUCUCCAAGCCAACAAUACUACUUCGAUCAUUUUGAGGUCCUCCCAGUAAAGAUUAUUGCUAAAUUCCUUCCCGUGGACUCGUAUUUAAGUUAUAAUUCUGCUCAGGAGACUCUAAGGUCAUUACUACACAGUGUGGUGAAGGUCCCUCCUGUAAAGAAUAUGGUUGUAGAGCUCAAUGGAGUACUGGUUACUCAUGCUUUAAUAACAAUUCAUGAAUUAUGUAUCAGAUGCGCACGACAUUAUUCAUGGUAUGCAAUGAGGGCUAUCUAUAUAGCAAAGGGAAGUCCAUUGCUUCCACCAGCUUUUGCAUCCAUUUUUGAUGACCUGGCUUCAUCUUCUCUCGAUGUCUUUUUUGACCCUUCCCGCAGUUUGUUGAAUCUACCAGGAUUCACAUUAGGUACCUUCAAAUUCAUCAGUAGAGGCAUUCAUGGCAAGGGUUUAUCAGGGACAAAGCGUUACUUUGGUGACUUGGGAAAAACUCUGCAAGCAGCGGGAUCUAAUGUAUUGUUUGCCGCUGUCACUGAAGUAUCAGACACUGUUUUGAGGAGAGCAGAAACAAGUGGCUUUGAUGGAAUGUUGAGUGGUUUUCGUCAAGGAAUAUUGAAAUUGGCUAUGGAACCAUCACUUCUGGGGACUGCUCUGAUGGAAGGUGGCCCAGAUAGAAAGAUCAAGCUUGAUCGAAGUCCUGGAGUUGAUGAGUUGUACAUCGAAGGCUACCUGCAAGCUAUGUUGGAUGCAUUGUAUAGACAAGAAUAUCUGAGAGUCAGAGUCAUAGAUGAUCAGGUUUUCCUCAAGAAUCUACCCCCAAACAGUGCUCUAAUAGACGAGAUCAUGGAUCGUGUGAAGGGAUUCCUGGUAAGCAAGGCAUUGUUGAAAGGAGAUUCUUCAACUUCCCAUCCUUUACACCAUCUGCGAGGAGAAAAUGAAUGGAAACUUGUACCAACGGUGCUGACACUGUUUGAACACCUUUUUGUGAGUUUUACUAUCCGCAAGCUUAGACAACAAACUAGCAAACUAGUGGCUAGAAUCAAAUGGGACAAAAGAACUGAGGAUGACAAUUCUAAAGCCAUUGUCCCUGCUCAACCUCCUGGGGAGCACAAGGUGAACUUUAUUUGGAAAUGGGGUAUUGGAAAGUUUGUUCUAUCAGGUGUUCUUGCAUAUAUUGAUGGAAGGUUAUGCCGUCGUAUUCCUAAUACUGUGGCACGAAGAAUUGUAAGCGGCUUUGUGCUUAGUUUUCUGGACAAGAAUGACAAUGAAUAAAUUUUAGUGUAUGAUCAUUCUGUACCUUUUUAGUUAGUUUUUUUUUUUUUUUCCUGCACCUUUUUAGUUUGUUUACGUUGGAUAUACUACCCACCCACUCCCCAACCCCCAAAAAGAGCCCUAGAAAAAAAAAAGAAAAGAAAAUAAGAGAAGGGCUGAUAAAAGACCGAUAAUGGUGUAUUUGGUCAAAUAAAGAUCCGACCACAAAAGAAAAUCAAAACAAGCUUUUCUUUCAGUAGUA